Trypanosoma cruzi is the source of this 1341-nucleotide messenger RNA. RefSeq lists its product as uncharacterized. Bases 1 to 1341 code for a protein of 446 amino acids. The transcript has a single exon. Gene Ontology annotation, biological process: resolution of meiotic recombination intermediates; double-strand break repair via homologous recombination. The record is from RefSeq and is a predicted model, not a curated record. Gene Ontology annotation, cellular component: RecQ family helicase-topoisomerase III complex; nuclear body. NCBI's taxonomy places the organism in Eukaryota, Euglenozoa, Kinetoplastea, Trypanosomatida, Trypanosomatidae.
AUGGGGACGGUGGCUGGCGAGCUGCAGGGCGAUGCGUUUCUCCGUGCCAAUUUGGAGUACUUGGCGUCGCUGGAACCACCGGCCAUUUGUCCGGUGUUGCCGCGGCUCCCAGGGGGAGCGGGUCUCCUGCCGGACGACUUUCAGUUACCCCCGACGGCAACAGCGGGCGAAGCUGCGUCGAUUAUCCUGCAGGUGAAUGCUGUGGAGGACGUUUCUCUUCCGAUGGCGCAGCGAUUAAGGGCCAUGGCACCACCCGAAACAGCGGCGGUGCAGGACAAUGAGACGGAACUCCCCACGGCGGUGGGAGACGAGGCGCGGCAGAUUUCAGUGGAUGAAGUGCUGCGUUCUAUGGAAAGUGACGAGCCCGCGUCGCAGCGACGUGGACGUCGUCAGCGUUUGCUUCGGCUAACCCUUACCGACGGCUUCACGAGGGUGAUUGCGGUUGAGGACUGCCGCAAAGGAUGUGACGCAUUGCGAGGAGGGGUGGCGUGGGGUACCAAACUGCGACUUUAUGCCCCGCUGCAAAUACGCCACGGUGUGCUCAUCUUGAAAUCACAGCAGACGGUGAUGAUGGGUGGGUUUGUGCUGGAGCUACAGGAAUUCUGGGAGCGGCAUGCAAAGGCAAUGCUCGAGGAGAUGUCCGGGAGACCCAAGAGGCGAAUCCAGCAGCCUGCGGAGGUGCCUUCCAGGGUUGCGCCGGUGCAAAUUCACAACGGGGCACGCACCAACGUGGAACAUAAUUCCGCGUCGUUACCACCACUACCACAGCAGCGGCUGCAGGAAGGAGGAGCAGAAGAAAAUGCAGCAGCACCCGCUGCUCCAAGCCAUUCCAACACUAUGGCCUCCCUACAUGGUGCGAAUGCCGUGAAUCAACCACCCCCACUCUCUUUCUCUCUUUCCGCCUCACAGCCCCAAUCUCUUUCUGCGUGGCAAUCACAUCAUCCGCCCACCGCCCCCUUUAGGACAGUUGCAGUAAUCAGAGAAGUGACAUCGGAAUUGACGAUUAGAGAAGUCUCUGCGCGUUCUCCGGAGGCAUCCAAACGUUUUUCGCUUCUUGUCCUACUGUCAACUCCCCCAGCUGAUGUCAACAGCGAUGUGCCGACAGGAGAGGCAGAGCUCGUGGUGGAUCUGGGCCACAACUGGCUGCAGCAAGCACUCGGCGUGGAUCCUGACGCAUUUCGCGCCCUGUUCCUUUCGCGCCAACCCGAUGACGUUGCAAAGCUUAACACGUUGGUGGAGAGUGUGGGGUGGGAGUUGGAGAACUUUGGCGUCGCGGUCUUCGUGUUGCGUCAGCGCGAGACCGAUGGCGUCGUCGAGGUGGUGAAGGUGGAGCGGCUGUAG